UCCCCCAGGAGCGAGAGAGUGCCUGGACUGGCCGGCACCCGGAAGCGCUUUCCCUUUUCCUGCUGCCACUUCACCAGCCACCUCAGCCCCGAGCAGUGAGGUGGCGGCAGCGGCGGCAGCAGCAGCAGCGGCAGGAGAGGCUGAGAGUCCGGCACCCCCUUCCAAGCCGCCUUCCCUCCCUCCCUCUUUCCCGGCGCAUGUUCUGUCGUCGCUGCUGCUCCUCCUUGGCUAGCGCAGCUCGUGUCAGCCUCGGGACGCUUCGGCUCGGCACCGCUUCUGCCCUUUCUCCUCGGCGGCGUCUCCUCAUGAAACCGGCGGUGGUGUUCGUUCUCGGCGGGCCUGGGGCCGGAAAGGGAACGCAGUGUGCUCGCAUUGUGGCGAAAUAUGGUUACACCCACCUCUCUGCAGGUGAUCUUCUUCGAGAUGAGAGAAAAAGACCAGGCUCUCAAUAUGGAGAGCUUAUUGAAAAUUAUAUUAAAGAAGGGAAGAUUGUACCUGUUGAGAUAACAAUCAGCUUGUUAAAGAGGGUUAUGGAUGAAACAAUGGCUGCCAAUGCACAGAAGAAUAAAUUUUUAAUUGAUGGAUUUCCCAGAAAUGAAGACAACCUACAAGGAUGGAACAAAACAAUGGAUGGAAAAGCAGAUGUGUCUUUUGUUCUCUUUUUUGAUUGUGAUAAUGAGAUCUGUAUUGACCGCUGCCUUGAAAGAGGAAAAAGUAGUGGCAGAAGUGAUGACAACAGAGAGAGUUUGGAGAAAAGAAUUCAUACGUACUUAGAGUCUACUAAGCCCAUUAUAGACCUAUAUGAGAAAAUGGGGAAGGUUAGAAAAGUGGAUGCCUCCAAAUCUGUUGAUGAAGUUUUUGGCAAAGUUGUGGACAUCUUUGAUAAAGAAGGCUAAUUUUCUACUUGAACACUUUUCAAACAUGCUUGAAUCUUGCUUUAAGAGCUGCUACUACCAUCCAUUUUAUAAUGGUGGUAAAAUCUGCUUUUUAAAAUGCUUCUAUGUUAAAAACACUUUUAGAAUUGUUGAUUAUUUGAAAAUAGGACUUAAAAUGGCUUGUCACUAAGGUACAGUGAAACUGAUUUGAAGAUAGUGAAAACCCAAUCUCCAAAACAGAACUAGUAAUCAAGUGCUUAAUAUAGCUAUUUCCAGAAAAUUUCUGACUCUCCUCUACUUCCAUUACUGCCAAAAGCUAUCCCGUAUGUUAAAAUUGUAUAUAUAACUGAAUGGGUCCAUUUUUUUUCUUACCCCAUUUUUAGUUAUGGACCAAAUAUAAAGAAUGUGUGGGGUUUUUUUUAACUUUUUGGGGAAAAAUCAUAUGAUGUAUACUGUUUGGAAUGAGAGGUAGUUCCAGUAAACAAUGCUUUAAAUGGAGCACACCUUCUUGAUUUUGCUUAUUUGUUUGCUAAUAACACAGUGACCGCAAUAUUAAACAAUGUCCCAUUGAUUUUACAUUUGAACAUCCUCCUCUGCUGACACAUAGUUGAGGGCUCGGAGAAAGCAACCAUUUAGUAUACAGAAUGGGAGAUCCCCAUGUGUAAGGACUGAGAGCCUUUUCUCAAAAGAAAUGGAGAGCUACAGUAUCUGAGAGUCACAGGGAUUGUAGCUUAGAAUUAAUAGAAUGAAUCUAAACUUUCUUAGUUGGAUGUGGGUCUCAUUUAAAUCAGGGUAAAAAAGUAGUGAAGACUGAUUGAAGUUCCAAUUGAUCUCAGUCGGCUGUCAGUACACUUCACUUAUCUUAGAUCCAAAUCAGUGUUUUAGGAGUCAGAUUUCAGAUUAUGUAGGUGCCAUUUAUUUGUAGAUAUUUGUAUGAAAAACUAAUCUGGGCAUUGAGUAUUUGUGGGACUCAAUGGGACAGAAGACUGAAAUCACAUGUUUGAAGGCAGCUAUUAUUACAUCUCCAUUCUUGUAUCACAUAUCUCUAGCUGCAUGAUAAAAUUAUUUUAUGAGAAUUUUUGUAACAAAAUUGCUUAUUUAUUCUAGGCACAGGGUGUAUUUGUUUGAGAUAGGGUAGAGAAGAAUAUUCUUGUUAUUCUUUCCCCUUUAAGAAUUGUGUAACUUGAAGAACAGUUUGAGUCAGUCAUUCUUUUAAUGUGGUUUGAGAACCAAUGUAAGAAAUUGUUUUUAUUUUAAAAGUAAACAUGCUGGAUGUUUAUUGUUUAAAUUUAAUACAGUGCUGUUGGCAAAAAUAUGUUCUAAAUAAAUGGAUAUUUUAGGCUGCAAAAGCAUGAACCUUUUUAAAAUUUGAAAAUAUAGACGAAUAUGUGGGGAUUGGUUACUUAAACAUGUUUGUGGUUAAUUGCUUUUUGCCUCAGUGAGACUUUUCUGUUAGUGUUACAACUGCCAUUUGAACUGAUUGUUUACGGAUGAGAAUUACUUUUCCUAUUUAUGUAUCUCAUUCAUAAUAAGAGCAUUUAGUGCUUGCAUUUUGUCUUUCAGUUCAAAUAUAAAAUAUAAUUACAGAGCUGCAAUUGGCUUUGAACAAAGCAGAACUUUGUGCUCAGUGGGUUGGUUCCUUCAGAAGUUCAAAAUCUGUGGGAGAAUAUGUGCUACCUGCAGUGAGAUCUUUGUGCACAUGUGAAGGGGUAUGCUUUGUCUGGGAGGGAUGGGUAUCACAAAAGAUACCACUGUUUAUUUACUUAACAGAAUGUUUCUUUGCUUAACAAAAAGCUCAGAAUCCUGAUCAAAACAUUAAAAACAUCAAACACAAUA
Pogona vitticeps (central bearded dragon) is the source of this 2711-nucleotide messenger RNA. It is a transcript of the gene CMPK1, whose product is annotated as cytidine/uridine monophosphate kinase 1. The record is from RefSeq and is a predicted model, not a curated record. Gene Ontology annotation, biological process: 'de novo' pyrimidine nucleobase biosynthetic process; pyrimidine nucleotide biosynthetic process. Lineage: Eukaryota; Metazoa; Chordata; Lepidosauria; Squamata; Agamidae. Gene Ontology annotation, molecular function: ATP binding.